ACGACGGGAACUCCAAGAGGUUCUUUUUAUGAAAACGUGAUCAACAGUUCUCCGCGGCUCCGAGGCUUCCCCUAUUUGACCGAUUCCAAAGCGCCGAAUUCUGUCGUUCCUCGCCAAUUCCCCGCCUUCCUUUGUGGCUGCCUGGAAAACCAGGAGAAAAGGAAUUGACAGUGACCUCUUCUCUGGAUGGGGUUGGAGAGUAGUCAUGCGCAGAGCGAGCCCGUGGCGCUCUAUUUAGCAGCUUCUGCCCUUAGUCCUCUUUCUGGAGGCUUUACGGGGAAGUCGGGAGCGUUCUAAUUCUGUGCCCUUCAGCAGUUAGAUAAUUUCCGCGCUAUCUCCCAUCUUGCUUUUUAGAUCGAGGACAAAACUUGUAUUCUCCUGUCCCAUUCAAAAGGAUUGUUGAAGAAAUUUUGUUUAUGGCGAUUUUAAAAUUUAUCCGGCAUUGUGAAAGCCACCUUUACUUUCCAACCUGUGUUUUCCAUGCUUUUCCCUAUCGAAGUUUCGGGGGAAUAGUCCCAUCCUUGUGCUAGUAAUUUUCCAGUGUCAAGAAGCACUCUGAACUACAGAAAUGUUCACUUUAUUUUUUCCUCGAUCACCCCAGCCGUCUAGCAAUGUGGGUACUGUAAUUCUUCACCGGUCAAUCGUGUUCAUGUCGUUCUCAGCCUCUAAAUAGACGUCCUUUUCCGCCAUUCUUGUUUUGGGCCGUAUUGAAAGCCGUGAGGUCCUGAGCGGAGGCCAUUUUUCUUUUGGGCAGAUCUCUCGCGCUCUCUGGGGCCUCGCUUAGUGUUUCGUCGCCAUUUCAGAUCCUGGUUGUGGCUUCAAGCCCAUCGUGAGGCUACCCAGGUCAUCUUGUGUUUGGGCGGCGGCUGUUUUCCUUGCGCGCGCAGGCAGUCUCUGGGAAGCAGAAAGUAAGGCGGAAGCACGAAUCCCCAAGCUUCUAAAGACUAGUUUGAGAGCCUGCUGCUCUUUCAGUCUGAGUUUGCACAGCCAGGUACUACUUCAUCAGGGACCCUGGAGAGUAACAAAACAAAUAAAAGCCCGAACCCAAACCCUGUCACCAUCAUAGGUCUGUAAUUACUCUGGAAUCAGCAAGCCAUGGCAUCAAAGAAAUUUGCUGUUAAAUGUGGGAAUUUUGCUGUCCUGGUGGAUCUUCAUAUAUUACCGCAAGGUUCAAACAAAGAUACCAGCUGGUUUUCCGAACAGAAGAAAGAGGAAGUCUGUUUACUGUUAAGAGAAACCAUUGAUUCGAGAGUGAAGGAGUACUUAGAAGUUCGUAAACAGCACAGGCCGUCAAAUGCAGAAUUCACGAGAUCCAGUCCCUUGUCCUUAAAAGGUUAUGGCUUUCAAAUCACAGCCUAUUUUCUCAAGAGAGGGAUUCGCCUCUGGUGCCUCAGGGGCUCACAGCGUUCAGAACUCCGUGUAUUUCCCGACAGAUUUGUGGUCUGUGUAAGUCAGCUUGCCUUCAGUCGUGACCUUUUGGCAAGUCAGCAGGAAGAGUUGAUGGGAAGAGCCGUCCAAGGAGUGACAGAGGAUUUCACCGAGUGUGCAGAGAGGCCACUUCCUCCCAGUGCAGAGUGCAAGAGGAGGGCCCUGCAAGAAAUUGUGAACCGAAUUGAAACACAAAGUGUUGUGAGCAAAUCCUGCGGCUAUGAGGACAUCGUGGGAACAUCUGGUGACUCCGUGAUUGCAGAGGGCGCAAAGAAGAGGGACACUAAGACCUCGUCCCAUCCCCUGGAUCCCACGGGACAAGCUAAGGAUACAGAGGAGGCAGCCGAGAACCACCAGGGGCUUCCCAUUCCACAGCUGGAAAAAGCUGCUGAGACCCCACCAGAUCCUUCCGCCAGCAGCCAGCGCAGACCUCACCCCGGGCGUGGCUGGAGACAGGGCUUUACGCGGGAGCCGGUCUGUAGCUGUGAGUCAGCAUCCAUGGCUCCAAAACAGAGUCCACGAGGGGCUCCGGCUGAGGACUCCGACCACCGCAGGAGAGUUUCUCUUGCAAGUGAUCCAUUAGUCCCAAGAGAAAUAAGAGUGGGGGGUGGGGUGGGAAGCAAAGCCGUCAGGGCCCUGUCAGCUUCAGAGCUGUCAGAUCCAGGGUUACUCUUGAAAUAAGACUUGGCAGAAAGCAACUCUAAUGCAGAGUUGCAUGUUUUGGAAAAUCUCUCCUCCAGACAGCUUAUGAAAAAUAAGCCAGGGCAGGCAGAGCAAACCCGCUCAGCCACAAACCCUGAAAGAUGAGCUCCAACUCAGGGCAGCCCAACCAAGAAAAGAAAGCAGCAUGAGAAAGACCGCUGGAGAGGGUUGCAGACUUACUGGAGAAGACUGCAGACUGAUUGUUGAGGAGAUGGUGGCCAGGCCGGUGAAAAAUGUGUAUAGAUGCUGAGGCUUUAAAGGAAUUGGAAUGAUCUUAAGAAGGUAUAUACCUUUGUUAGCUUUUAAAGUGGUCACCUCUGGGAGCCCAUGUGCUUGUUCUGAUAGCAUUGCUGCUUUCUCAUCACAUUUUCCAUCUUCAGAAACUUAUUUUAGUGAUUAAAUAGCCAUUCACUUUGUUGGCAGCAAGGCAUUCAUGAAAGAGCUCCAUAAAGAAACAAAUUGUGGGAGUUCUCGUUGUAGCUCAGCGGGUUAUGAACCUGACUAGUAUCCACGAGGAUUCGGGUUUAGUCGCUGGCCUCAGUCAGUGGG
This is a messenger RNA of Phacochoerus africanus (Common warthog), 2679 nucleotides long. It is a transcript of the gene SLX4IP, whose product is annotated as SLX4 interacting protein. The record is from RefSeq and is a predicted model, not a curated record. NCBI's taxonomy places the organism in Eukaryota, Metazoa, Chordata, Mammalia, Artiodactyla, Suidae.